GUGUCAACGUCAAAACAAAAGUCAAAACAAAACCCAAAUAGAGGUUACAAUUUUAAAAACAAAUAUUUUAGAAUUGACGAUGUUAAACUGAAUAUUAUAUUAUUACAAUGAACCGAGUGAGUAAUAUCAAUGUAAUUAAAACGAUGUUAAUAAAAAAUCCAGUCGAAGAUGUGGCAGCUAAAAAAAUGUUUCGAGUAGCUUUGAACAAAUCCCAUGCUACUCUAAUUUAUAAUAAAAUUAAUCCGAAUACCUACGAUUUAAUUCACACAUUCAUUCCUAAAAGGUACCAAGGAACCGGUUUAGGAAGUAUAUUUGCUUUUAAAAUAUUUGACUACCUCAUAGAAAAGAACCUGAAAUACAAGUUGACUUGCGAGUUUUUGAUAAAAAUCUGCGAUAAAACCAAAGGAAAAUAUGAACUGAACCGAAUUAAAGACUAAGAAGAAGUAUCAUUAGAUUUUAGCAUAAAUGUUUUUCUAUAUGUGUACCUACAUUGAACUUUAAGUAAUUCGUUCGAUGAAAUGUUAAAUAAUGGAAUUUAAAAAAAUUCAAACGAGAAUAAAUUAAAAAAAUUCGUAAAGA
Phyllotreta striolata is the source of this 579-nucleotide messenger RNA. The record is from the annotation of a GenBank genome assembly. Lineage: Eukaryota; Metazoa; Arthropoda; Insecta; Coleoptera; Chrysomelidae.